Molecule: messenger RNA, 3493 nt
Organism: Bombina bombina (fire-bellied toad)
Lineage: Eukaryota; Metazoa; Chordata; Amphibia; Anura; Bombinatoridae
Product: calcium/calmodulin-dependent protein kinase type II subunit beta
Exons: 21
Coding region: 1-1653 (550 amino acids)
Biological process (GO): protein phosphorylation
Cellular component (GO): cytoplasm; neuron projection
Molecular function (GO): ATP binding; calmodulin binding; calcium/calmodulin-dependent protein kinase activity
Source: RefSeq, a predicted model, not a curated record
AUGCCAGAUCAUCAGAAAUUAGAGCGUGAAGCCCGAAUCUGCCGUCUAUUAAAACACCCGAAUAUUGUGCGCCUCCAUGACAGUAUAUCAGAGGAAGGGUUCCACUAUCUCAUCUUCGACCUGGUUACAGGUGGAGAACUAUUUGAGGAUAUUGUGGCACGAGAAUAUUACAGUGAAGCAGAUGCAAGUCAUUGCAUCCAGCAGAUUCUUGAAGCAGUGCUCCACUGCCACCAAAUGGGGGUUGUCCACAGGGACUUGAAGCCAGAGAACCUACUCCUCGCUAGCAAAUGUAAAGGAGCGGCUGUCAAGCUGGCAGAUUUCGGCCUGGCCAUUGAAGUGCAGGGUGAACAACAAGCCUGGUUUGGUUUUGCAGGAACACCUGGAUAUCUGUCCCCUGAGGUUCUUCGAAAGGAAGCCUAUGGAAAACCUGUGGAUAUUUGGGCAUGUGGUGUGAUUCUGUAUAUCCUUUUGGUUGGUUAUCCACCUUUUUGGGAUGAGGAUCAACACAAACUGUACCAGCAGAUCAAGGCUGGGGCAUAUGAUUUCCCGUCCCCAGAAUGGGACACAGUGACCCCCGAAGCCAAGAACCUCAUUAAUCAAAUGUUGACCAUUAACCCAGCAAAGCGUAUUACUGCUCAUGAAGCUCUCAAACACCCUUGGGUCUGUCAACGAUCCACUGUUGCCUCAAUGAUGCACAGACAAGAGACAGUGGAAUGUCUGAAGAAAUUCAAUGCCCGCAGAAAGCUAAAGGGGGCCAUUUUGACCACGAUGCUUGCAACAAGGAAUUUCUCUGCAGCCAAGAGUUUAUUGAACAAGAAAACAGAUGGAGGAAAGCCUCAGACAAACAGCACCAAGAACAGUGCUGGAGUGACUAGUCCGAAGGGCCCCAUCCCUACAGCUACUCUGGAACCACAAACUACAGUAAUUCAUAACCUGGUGGACGGGAUUAAGGAGUCUUCAGACAGUACACAUACUAAUCCAGAGGAUGAAGAAACAAAAGUGCUGAAGUUCUCAGACAUUUUAAGCUCAGUGAGAAGGGGCUCGGGGGCCUUGGAAGCUGAGGGACCACAAACAGCGGUCGCUCAGCAGCCCCUCUCCCCGUCCUUUCCCCACUCACCACUUGCACAGCCUGCUAGAUUUACAGAUAUAUUUAACACAGUCAGACGAGGCUCAGAAGCAGAGGGAGUGCAGUAUUCCAACACGCAACAUCGGCUCUCUCAGCCCCACCUAAACUCUCCGUUUGUACAGCCUCGGAAACAAGAAAUCAUUAAGAUAACGGAGCAAUUGAUUGAGGCAGUUAAUAACGGGGAUUUCGAGGCAUAUGCGAAGAUCUGCGAUCCUGGACUUACCACAUUUGAGCCAGAAGCCCUGGGUAACCUGGUGGAGGGAAUAGAUUUCCAUCGGUUUUACUUUGAAAACUUGUUGUCUAAAAACAACAAACCAAUCCACACGACCAUCCUAAACCCACAUGUUCACGUUGUGGGGGAAGAUGCUGCCUGUAUUGCCUACAUCCGCCUGACCCAAUACAUCGACACGCAAGGCCGGCCUCGUACCAGCCAGUCUGAAGAGACACGUGUUUGGCAUCGCCGUGAUGGCAAGUGGCAAAAUGUGCACUUCCACUGCUCAGGAGCCCCAGUGGCACCCCUCCAGUGAUGGCUGCAGUAAUGCCCUCCUGGCUUCAUCAGAAGAGUGGAAGCACCAGAGAUUCUUGGCUCCGCCGCUCAGAGAGUUCCAGCAGCGAGGAAAAGCACGUGACCGCAUGCUUGUGCCGUUCCUUCCUAUCCCUCCUUCCCCCAACCCCUCCAAAAUCCAGACUUCUCUACCCUCCUCCAUCCCUCCAACUGCCCCCUCCCCCAGAUAAGCACUGUCUGGACUCAUGGAGUUUAAGGUGCCACAAGAAGAUAUGACAAGGUGUUGGUCAUAAAGUUCCUAUUCCCCUUUUUACCUAUAACCUUUCAUCACUCCCCAGCUGGGGAGAAGGAGAUUUCAAAGUUGUGAUGGCCCUUUUCAGCAUUGAGGGUAUUAAACACACCUAUUGACUUGUUACAGAGAAAUUGGUGACCUUAAACCUCCUUUCCCUUCUCUCUUGGCUUUAUUUGAUGGUGUGAGGAGGGUUGGAGGGAUAUUCUGAAACCUUGAGGGGCUGGGGGAGAGAAGCGUGACUUUCCUGUGGAGCUGUUACUUCCCAUGUGUUUGCGCGUCAAACGUGAAAUGAGUCGUCCAAACAGAACAAUGAGCAAAAAAAAAAAAAAUAAACAAGAAAAAAAAACAUAAAAAGAUAUUUAAAAAAAUAUGAAAAAAAAAAUAUUUUUCAUUUAAGUUUCCGCAAAGCAGUUCUCCCAGGGGCCCAUGCUGCAGCCCCUUUGUGUUGUUUUAUUUCAGGAAUGCAAAAAAUAAAGACAAAAAAAAAAGACAAAAAAUAUCACCAUCCCCCAUUUCAUCUACCCCAUAAAUAAUGGUUCAUCCAUUGUCUGCAGUGGGAGAGCCAGUCUUAACGCAUGGCCGGCGCAUUUUAUGGAGUGUGCUUAGUGUCUGUCAGUUCCCAGCCAGGGCCCAUCUCCUCUGACAUGUGGGGGUCUGUAUAUAUAGGAUUCAUUGUGCCACAGAGACUCCGCAAACUUUUCCAAAACCCACAUUGCUUUGGGUUUACUUACCAGAACCACAUGUUCCUUAUGGCUUUCAGUUUAUAGAACAGAACUACUUUUUCCAUUAGGACCUGGGUUUAUAGGACAUGUUUUGAAAGAAUUUUGGUUUACAAGAAGAUAUUUUGCAUAAAUAUAUGGUCCUAAGGAAAGGUAUGUUUUUUGUAAGUUAUGCCAUUUUUGCUGAAAGUUUUGGUUUAUAGGAUUUGCUGUGGAUUUUUUUUUUUGUAGGAUGAAAUUAAUUAACUAAAGAAGUGUCCCAGCAGUCUCUUAAUAUACUAAAAAGUCGGGUUAAUAUCUGCAGUUAGGAAAUUAGACUGCAGGUCAACAAUACUAAGGGAUUGUUGGGACAUGGAAAUCCUGUAUCCCUAUUGUGCCUGAUUUUCAACCCCAAAGUCUUGGGGAUAUAAAGGCCCAAAUGUGAGAGCACUGGGUAAUAGUUUAUAUGAUACUCCUUCCCUUAUGAGAAACAGACAACCCCGGUUUUAAAUGGAUCAUAGCAGAGACCCCAAGGGAGAGGAGAGGUCUAUCUCCGGCCUGACUUGUUUUUAUUUGUAGCUGUUUAUUUUUCUGCAUGCCCUUUAAACAGAAAUCCUAUAAAUAUAUAUAUAUACAUAAAUCUAUAUAUAUGAGAAACAAGAUGACAGCUUGUUCGUUUUAUGAAUGCCAGUGGGUUUUUCUUUUUUUGCUGCUGUCUUCCCUUCUAUUUGUUUUCUCGUCUCUAUUUCUCUCACUUUUUUUUCUGAGCCUUGUAAGUGUUAAAAAUAAGAGGAAACAAAAAGAACAGGAUUAAAGAUCUUCCUCUUGAAUUGUUUCAGAAUAAUGCAAAAUAAAGAGAUAUCAAUAAUUUA